AUGGGGUUGAGGUCGUGGCUCUAUGCAGGGGUGAACUACGUGACUCGUAAGAUCAGCCGUUCUGUGGCAAAGGUUCACCUGGGCCAGCUGGAGAGCAUCAGUCUGGGUAACCUGCACUCCAAGAGAGACUGGGACCAUGCCAAGGACUACGCAGAGAUGAUGUGGCUGAUGCUUCAGGAGGAAGAGCCAGAGGACUUGGCCAUAGCGACAGGGGAGGUUCAUAGUGUCAGGGAGUUUAUGAGAAGUCCAGUGGGCAAAACCAUUGUGUGGGAGGGGAAGGAUGAGAACGAGGUUGGUCGUUGCCAGUCAACAGCGUUGGUGAACAUGAAUGUGCACCCCAAGUACUACCGUCCUACUGAAGUGAAGAUCAUGGUGAUCAACCAGUUGGGGGUCAUUUGA
Oncorhynchus mykiss (rainbow trout) is the source of this 399-nucleotide messenger RNA. The record is from RefSeq and is a predicted model, not a curated record. Lineage: Eukaryota; Metazoa; Chordata; Actinopteri; Salmoniformes; Salmonidae.